Molecule: messenger RNA, 977 nt
Organism: Thrips palmi
Lineage: Eukaryota; Metazoa; Arthropoda; Insecta; Thysanoptera; Thripidae
Product: cuticle protein 21-like
Exons: 2
Coding region: 38-892 (284 amino acids)
Cellular component (GO): extracellular matrix
Source: RefSeq, a predicted model, not a curated record
GGAACAGGCGGCACAGUCAGCCACCAACAGCACCACCAUGGCAUUCAAGUUCGUCGCCUUCGCCGCCCUCCUGGCUGCCGCCAACGCCGGAGUGGUGCCCACCGGCCCCGUGGCCUACGCCGCCCCCGCGGCCUACGCUCACGCCGCCCCCGUGUCCUACGCACAUGCCGCCCCUGUGUCCUACGCCGCCCCCGCUGCGUACGCUCACCAUGCCCCCCUGGCCUACGCCGCCCCCGCCGUGGCUAAGGUUGCCGCCCCCGUCGCUUACGCCGCCGCCCCCGUCGUCGCCCACGCCAAGACCGUCGUCGACACCGACUUCGACCCCAACCCCAGCUACAACUACGCCUACGACAUCCAUGACUCACUGACCGGUGACAACAAGAACCAGCAGGAGUCCCGCCAGGGAGACGUUGUCCAGGGCUCCUACUCCCUGGUUGAGCCCGACGGCACCCGUCGUACCGUCGAGUACACCGCCGACCCCGUCAACGGAUUCAACGCCGUCGUGCACAGAGAGCCCGCCCACGUCAAGGCCGUCGUCGCCAAGGUGGCUGCCCCUGUGGCCUACGCCGCCCCCGCUGCCUACGCUAAGGUGGCCGCCCCCGUCGCCUACGCCGCCCCUGCUGCCUACGCUAAGGUGGCCGCCCCCGUCGCCUACGCCGCCCCCGCGGCGUACGCCCACCCCGCCCCUGUGGCCUACUCCACCCCCAUCGCCAAGGUCGCCGCCCCCGUCGCCUACGCCGCCCCCGCUGUGCACUCGUACGCCGCCCCCGCCGUGCACUCGUACGCCGCCCCCGCCGCCUACGCCAAGGUGGCUGCCCCCGUGGCCUACUCCGCCGCCCCCGCCGUCUACUCGGCUUCCUACUCCUCUCCCUACGCCACCUACCACCACUAGAUGUACCUACCCUCAUCCUCAUCCCUUGUAAAUAUUGUGAUAGUGUAUGUUUUAGUACACGGUGCCAAAUAAAUUAUAAACAAAG